AGGCAGCCGCUGGCGGCCGGGUGGAGCCGCUGGCAGAGCAGGGAGCUUUCCGAGGGGACCGCCCGCAGCCUGCCGCCCGCCAGCCGCCGGGGGCUCGCCUGCCUCACCAUGCCAACGUGGGGAGCCGCCCUCGCCCUGCUCCUGGCCGCGCUCGCGCUGCUUGGCCUGCUGGCCUCGCGGUUACGCUGCCCAGGGAGGCGCGCCGUCGGAGCAGGGACCCUACCGGAGGCUCGGGGCCAAGACCACAAAGAGGAGAUGGAAGGCGGAAACCUCGCGGACCAGUUCAGCGACCGGCGGGAGCCCCUGCCGGGUGGGUGCCAUCUCAUCUGCAAGCCGUCGGCGCUGGCCCAGUACCUGGUACGCGCUUUCCGACGCUCUGCUGCGCUGGAGACGGACCCGCGUCCCUGGCUCUCCGGGCCCCACCUGCAGACCCUCUGUCACUUCGUCCUGCCCGUGGGGUCGGGCCCUGAGCUGGCCCGGGAGUACCUGCAGUUGGCGGACGACGGGCUGGUGGCCCUGGACUGGGUAGUGGGACCUUGCUCCCGAAGCCGCCGGGUCACCAACGCCGGAGGCCUUCCGGCGGUGCUGCUGGUGAUCCCCAAUGCGUGGGGGCGCCUCACCCGCAACGUGCUCGGCCUCUGCCUGCUCGCCCUGGAGCGCGGCUACUACCCAGUCAUCUUCCACCGCCGCGGCCACCACGGCUGCCCGCUGGUCAGCCCCCGGUUACAGCCUUUUGGUGACCCGUCCGACCUCAAGGAGGCGGUCACUUACAUCCGCUUCAGACACCCAGCGGCCCCGCUGUUCGCGGUGAGCGAGGGCUCGGGCUCGGCGCUGCUGCUCUCCUACCUGGGCGAGUGCGGCUCCUCCAGCUACGUGACGGGUGCCGCCUGCAUCUCGCCGGUGCUGCGCUGCCGCGAGUGGUUCGAGGCCGGCCUGCCCUGGGCCUACGAAUGGGGCUUUCUGCUCCAACAAAAGAUCGCCCUCAGCAGGUACACCACCGCCCUGGAGGACACAGUAGACAUGGGGAAACUGUUCAGGAGCCGCUCCCUGCGUGAGCUUGAGGAGACCCUCUUCUGCCACACCAAGAGUUUCCCCAUCAGCUGGGACACCUACUGGGACCACAAUGACCCCCUCCGGGAUGUGGAUGAGACGGCUGUGCCCGUGCUGUGUAUUUGCAGUGCUGAUGACCCAGUGUGUGGGCCCCCAGACCACACUCUGCCUACCGAGCUCUUUCACAGCAACCCUUACUUCUUCCUCCUGCUCAGUCGCCACGGAGGCCACUGUGGCUUCCUGCGCCAGGAGCCCUUGUCAGCCUGGAGCCACGAGGUCAUCUUGGAGUACUUCCAGGCCUUGACUGAGUUCUUCCGAGUGGAAGAGAGAAUGAAAGGGCUGAGUAGGCGCCAGGCUUCGUUCCUAGGGGGCCGGCGUCGCUGGGGAAGCCUGCAGAAGCGGGAGGUCUCUCCCUCUUCCAAUCUGGAGAUCUUUAGCUGGAAGCGGUCGUAUACAAGGUGAGACCUGCAAGGAAGAACAGAGCCCCCAAAAGAUGGUGAGCACUGAUUGGGGCCAACAGUUCCAUCUCUUUGCUCCUGAUUCAGCCCCUUCUCUCCUAGAACGGUCGCUGCAAAGAGAUAGCACUUCCAGCUAGCUGGAGCUCAGUUUACCCGGAGCCGAACAUCUACCCACGCUUGCUCAACACAUUCCUACUCACCCUGAUCAGCAGAGGGGCAUUCCCAGUCACUGUCUCCUGUCACUGACCUCAUAAGCCAAAGAAUUGCACUGUUUAAGUCCGUGGACUCAGGAGAAAAUGCUCUCUUACUAGCAAUGACUACGGAGGAGAUGAGUUGAUGCAAGCCAUUGGGUAGCUCUGUCCCACAUGAAUGAUCAUCUCUGUGACCCUGAUGCUCAAGCUGGAGCUACUCGAUGUAGUAAGGACAGGAUGUUUUUGUGUCAGUCCCACUUCCCUCGUUUCAUUCUGUGGUUGUGGCACCGGGCUCUGGCCUUCUGUAGCAGCAGCUGUGGAAGCAGGCUCUCAGAGUUGCUUGGCUGUUUUCGUCUUGUGUGAGAAAGGCAGUGGUGCAGAGGUGGAAGGCAGUAGUAGGUGCUGUGUGGGGACCUGCUUGGUGAGGGCCGACAAGGUAGAAUAUGAAUGAAUGCCUCUCUGGACUAUCAAGGUCCAGUCUUUCAGAGGCAAUCUGCAAGUCUCAGUUGGGAAUGGGAAUGAUCUGGGGCUCCCUCCUAGGACCUGGAGCCUCACUGGAGAAAUCUCAAGGAUGAUGUUAGGAACAGGAAGGCCUCUCAAGCAAGGUCUAAGGGGCCUGCUAGGUCAUGGCUCAAGUCGCCAGACUCGGAGGCGUCCUCGAUGUCCCCUCUGAUACCAUUUCAGGGAAUUACUACAGAAAGCCCUAGCCAGAGCUGUUUUUCUCCUGAGUGACUGUGGGCUUUCUGUCAGUCAGUGAGAAGUACAGACCUCAUAACUCGGGUGUUUUCUGGUUAGCUGUCAUCUUUUCUGUCAGUACUACUAACCUCUCCCUUUCCGGCACCAGGAGCGGCAUCUGGGACCAGAGAAAACAAAAGCACCAGGAGGUUGACUAGAGCAGACUCAGUGAUUUAUGAAUAUUUCACAUCACCAUGCCUUUUCUGCUCAAUUAUUCAAAAGGCCAUCCAUGAAAUGCAGAAAGCCUUCUUCCUGGGUCUGGCCACUCAGUGGCUGAGUGGGUGUUUGUUUUUAUGGGGCAUAAUGGUGAAAACUAGAGUAAACUGAGGCAUAGUGUACAGACUGAUCCACACAUCCUGGUUUGGAUUGGCCCAUUAAACAAUAUAAUAGGACAGUUGGCUCCAUGUGUUGCUAAGAUUCAAAAGCUUUGCCCUGAAGUUUUAUUUUCAUUUGCCAUUGAGAAAGAGGGCACCUGUUUUGACAGAAAGCGCCAUGCUGGCCUUACAAACAGCAAAGCAAUUAUAAAGAGGAGAGAUGUUGACCCAGAGCCACAUCCCAAGGCUUGGUAUGAGCUAUCCCUGGAUUUCAGGUCUGGAGAAUCUUAUCCCAGUUUUAUUCUAGAUCGAAUAGGAAGAAACCCUAAUCUAACUCCAAGGAUCUUAGCCGAAAUACAGACAACACUCGAUUGUCUUAGGCGCAUUAUCCCGUUGUGGUAAAAUGAACCCCUCCCCCACCCCACUUCUUGCUCUUCCUCUUCCACGCUCCUUAUCUAACAUCCUUUCACCAGUUCUGAGCAGGAGGAAAAAAAAGGAACUGAUAUCUAAAUGCAGCCGUUCUACUGGUGGUGAACAACAGCCUUGGUAUAAGACUUUGUGAGAGAGAAUUACUGACAUCUGGCCAUCCCCAUAGCAUUGGGAGAUUUCAGUUAUUUAAGGUCCCACAGUCCCAUAGCCCUAGGAUCAUUCGGAACUGAGUGCAAAAUGAGAAGCAGCUCAGUGGUUUUUUAAACCCCCAGGGCUUAAAGGGCUUCUAAGGGCUGAAAUCUGGAUGUUUCUCUAGGCUAGAUGCCAUAGGAUUCUGGUUCUUUAAUAGCUUUUGGAGAAUUAGUGGUUGGUUUUUCCUUUCCCUUUUUUGCAGGAAAGAAAACUUACCAGGGAGGGAAAUAUAUAUACUUUGCAGUUAUAGUCUUAAAGCUCUCAAAACAGACCAGCCCAAGUCCAGGCUCCAUUAAUUUCCUUGGACCCUGAGCCCCAAGUCCUAAAGUCUUUCUCCUCCCCGGCCCUCAUCACCAUCACAUCAAGCUUGACAGGCUCACUGCAUAAGUCAGGAAGCUAUGCCUUUCAUUUUCCCAUCACUGCUUGAAGGCUAGGGUUGAAAUGCUCAUUAUUUGCUAAGAAAGUGUAGCUUCUGUUCAGGCAGGUAAGGUUUGGGUGACCCUGUCCUUCAGAGAAUCAUCCAGAUUGGCUGUUUUGGUAAAUAGCUGAUCACGUGAAGCCAGCUGGAGCAGUCCCCAGGCAGACUACUCUGAGUGAAUGAGUGGCCCUUGAAGGAAAUGACAAGUUACGAGUAUGAAGAAGCAAGAAACAACAAAACAAAGCAAACCCAAACCAAGGAAGUACCACAGAAUUGGAGUUUUCCAGGUGAUGGUUUGUAAGGAUCUCACGUCUCAUUCACUUGCUUGUGUUGUCUUCAUUCGGUCCGUCUUUAUUUUGUUGUUAACUGCUGUCAAGUCAGCCCUGACUCAUGGUGACCCCAUGAAAUGCUACCCAGUCCUGCAGCACCCUGUUGAUCAGUUGUGGAUCAGACUGUUGGGAUCCAUUAAGUUUGCAAUGGUUUAUUUUUGGGAGUAAACUGCCAGGCCUUUUUUGCUAGUCCAUCUUAGUGUGGAAGUUUUACUGAAACCUGUUCAGCAAGCCUCCACUGACAAACAGGUAGUGGCUGUGCGUGAGGUGUAUUGGCCCAGCUGAACCCAGGUCUCCUUCAUGGGAGGCGAGAGGAAGAUGUAAGGGAAACAAAACAGUGACUUAAGGGAGGCAUUAUCUCACCACCAGAGACUGAGUCCUCUGUCUGCACCCAUUGGCUUGGAGAAUUGAGAGCCCAAAUGGAUCAAAACAAAGGAAGCAGACAACUGCCUCAGAAAGUUUCUUUCAGUUCUACUAUUCUGACCUCUGAGAUCAAGGACUGUGCUAAGCUGUGAAUUAGUUCUCAUAAAGAUUUAGCAUUUUAUGUAUUUAUACAUAGGUUUCCGAGGUGGCUUGGCUGGAGAGUAUGAAAAACAAAAUCUCAAAUCCUCUCUUUCGGAAGACAUCAUCUGUUUUGAGUGAAGAUAUCCUUUCCAAGACUUGAGACUUAAAAUACUGUUAGAAAAAGGCCUUGACACAGGAAGUUUUAUCUUGGCUUUGUAUGAAACCUCAAAACCACCCAGAACAGAAGCCCUUCUGUAGUCAUCUUCCACCCAGACCACAGAAUCCUCUGUCAGUCAGUCACACUUAGUAAUGCCAAGGUAUCUUCCUUUAGAAAUGAAUUUUAGCAUGAAUUCCCCUCCCUGCUUAAACAAGCAGACACACUUGACCACUUUGGUGGGACUUGGUAACAAUAAGGAAUAUUAGUGACCUGAAGGCCAAGCAACAAAGGAUACAUCAGAAAUUGUUUUCACUAGUUAUCACAAUUUGCAGAGAUAAGAUUGCUUUUAGGAAGGCUUGAGAAGUUAUACCCAGGGAGUGUCUGAGUGGCUGAAGAUGGAAUGGCUGCUUGGGAAGCAGCAAGCCCCACAUCAUUAGUGGGUUUCAAGUUAGAGUGCCACUUGGCAUGUAUCAUGAAGGUGACAUGUGCUGAGAAACGAGGGUGGCCUAGAUCACAUACAUAUAAGGUCUCUUCUCAACUGAGGCUGUGGAAAUAAAUAAUGCUAAUGAGCUCAGUGGGUUGUGAAGACUUCUGGUUACUUUAUGGGCUUAAGGAUCAGGAGACCACAGACCUGACCAGGACUUUGGGAGUUGGGAAAGGACAUAAAGAUUUUAAUGCAAAUAACACUGCUAAAGUGACCAGAGUAUGUUUUUAAGAUAUUCAAUAAUCAUAUUCUAAAGUGCCCAGGAAGAGCUGAAAGCUAGAGGGUAAAACGAAAUUUCACUAAAACAAUAAAAGACACUAAAAGCAUCAAAAACAGACCUGUCAGUCUCUAACCCCUCCAGCCUUCCCUAGAGUUUAUCACUAGUAUGCUUGAACAAAAAUUUCUCUCACCAAAUUGUUUGCCUUUGAAUAGUAAAUAAAUUGCAGUCUCCCUGCAACACUGGCAUGUUGUUUUUUUAAAUCCUCAGAAACAAAUGUGUGAUGUUUGUCUUCUGAAGUCCUCUGUGUACUGAGCCAUGCUUACCUACCUGUGGGGUUUAACAGAGCCUCUCAGCACAUUCUAUACUCCUUAGUUGUUGCCUCAUUUCUGUGGAUCUAGCCUUGUGUCCCCUCAACUGAGUGGCAGCUCUGUUUAAUCAACAACCAGACCUCCUGCUCUGGGCUAAUAAUUUCCCAGCAGGUCCAAAAUUCCCUGAUCAUGUAUGGUACCUACACAGAGAGAUCUUCCAGUGAUGCAAUUAGUAUUUGUGUUUUGGUUUGAGUACUGAAGCAGUCUGGAGAUAUGGGGCCUAGUUUCUACCUCAUAUGUGACUCAUAUGACCUUGGGGAAGUUAUCUAACUUUACUGUUUUUGAGUUGUUUCUUAUGAAAAGGCCUUAUUUAUAAGGUCUGUUCGGAUAUAUGAGAUAGUAAAAAUAUGUAGAUCCCAUUCUCCAAGACUCCAAUUCCUCAAAGACUUCUGUGAUGAAGUGGCACCUGCUUUCAGAUCAGAAUCUUUAUUCUCCAGUUGAUAUUUUACAAGCCAAGAAAGUCUGGUUACUAAUUUCACGGUAAAGAUGGGAAGGGCCUGAAAGAGCAGCACUUUUGAGUCUCACAGGCUGGGCCUUGGGUUGCUCAAUUGAGGGCAAAUGCACACCAUCCCCCAUCCAAACACAUGCUAUCAUGUUAUGGUUAAUAGGUUUCACUUUGGUUGAUCUGUUCCUGCCAAAAACUAUGUUUCAAUUUCGUAUAAAGGCUAGAGAGACUGUGGCUUUUAAGAUCUCACAAUUGAGAUCACAAAAAAUGGGGCAAAAACUAGAACCCCAGAUCGGUGUUCUUUAUGCCACACUUUGCCUUUCUUUUCCUAGCCAAUGGGUCUGAGGUGAUAGUAAAUAAUGCUGAUUUUAGACUCCAUAAUGUAAAAGAUGUUGACAAAAGGGGAAAUAACUUUUCUUCAGGGCUGCUGAAGUGCACAACUCUGUGGGGAGUCCUACACAUUAGUCUAUCAGUGGCACCCCCAAAGUUGUUCACUGCACAUCCUACAUAACCGUAAUACUCUCAGCAGCCCCGUCUCCCUCUAUCCAUUAAGCACAAGUACGUGAACAUAUAGUAGCAAUUGAGGUAAAGUCAUUAACUGGCCAUGACAGAGCGGAAGACCAUAGUUCUGCCACUGGCAUCACUGGAUGGAGGUGAUAGCUCUAAUAACCACUGCUCUGUGCGGCUAGCUGAUCACUGUGGCUUUUAUUUAUGCAAAAUUUUAGAGUCAAUAAAGACAGGCUUUAAAUCCUAAGCAUAACUCAAGGUCUCCUGAUGUUUAGCCAAUGACAUUUGUUUUGGGUGGUUGACAUGGGUUACAAGCUAGAAGCACAAGUUUUAUAAUACUCUCCUCCCAACGUAGCCUGAAAAGCCCCCCAAAACAGAAAGAAAUCUCGUUUUGUAAACCCUUGUUGGCGUCCUCCAAAUUCAGGGUGGUAUACUGGGAAAUGUUGGAAUUAGGAGACCUGGGAUCUAAUCUUGGCUCUGCCACACAGUUGUUUGAGCCACACAAAUUAAGCACUAUGUAAAUGUUAUUCUCAAAAUAGCUCAAUAUCAACAUUUUAGGAGUUACAAAGUUGUGUCAUUUUUCUCACUGACCCAAAAACCCAUUGCUGUUGAGUCAAUUCUGACUCAUAGCAACUCUACAGGACAGAGUAGAACUGCCCACAGGGUUUCCAAGGAGUGGCUGCUAGAUUCGAACUGCCGACCUUUUGGUUAGCAGCCAAGCUCUUAACCACUGUACCGCCAGGGCUCAUUUUCUCACUGACAGUUCUUCUAUUUAAUAAAAUAGGUAAUCUAAAUUAUGCUUUUUGAAAUGACACUUAAAGCUAUUUUUUUUAAUUAAAAAAAUAUAAAUGAAUAUUCCCCCCACUCCCCCCACCCCACUCGCCCAAUUAGCCUUCUGACAAAAAAGCCACUGAAACGCUGUUUUAAACAAGAGGACUGUAUUAGGUGAUCUACUGCCCUUUAUAGGGUUGAAAUGUGAUUUUUAAAUUGGGGGCGAUAAGGCCAGAUGAGAGUACUUUUUAAAGCUUUGUACAAGGUCCAAGAACUGCAUACCUUUAAGCUUCUGCGUGUGGUAGUUACAAAGACCACAACAAAGGAAUAGAACAACCUGUAUGAAAUAGAAUCUAAACCUAAAAUAGAAUCAUCUCACACCCAGAACAGAAGAGGCCACUUAACUGUGUAAGCAGAGAGAACUGGAGGCAAUUAGACUAGAGGAUUUAUGUCUCUAUAGGGGGAUUCACUCUUACCCAUAUCUUACUCAUUUUUGUAACCCCAACAACCAGCACAAUGCCAGAGAUUUAGUAUUAUCCAAUAGAUAGCCACUGAAUUGAAAUAUACUUUAUUGUUACCAUUUAUGGGAAUAAAAUUUACUUUAAAAAACUGAGCAGACACCCUGUGUACUAAAAUUACUUUAUUACAGUUGAUUUUUUUUUUAACAUUUCCUUUGCUAUGAUACAAAGGAUACUUACAAACAAAAUAUUACAUAUGACCUUGUUUUCUCUCUUAUGUUCUGACAACUUGGUAACAGCUUUAAAUGCACAAUCUAUACAAUUAAUACAGGUUAUAUAUGAACUAGAAGGUAUGUUGAACCAGAAGAAUACUGACGAUAUACUGUACAAUAAGCCUUACCAGUUAGUGCUGCGGACCGUUUCUACCAAAAGGAAAAUGCACAUCUGUACAGCCACCUUUACCAGCUGGUGCUGACAGUGAGGGAGGGGCUUCUUCCCCAUUGCAACCCUUGAUAAGCCUCCACUGUGGGCACCUGUUUGGUCUGAAAACUGAGAGGACUGUGUAUAUUUAAAAAAGAGUCAGCUGUAAAGCGGAAGAACACGCUUUUAACAUGAUAAUCUCUCACCAAAAAAACCAGUCCUCGUUUUAAAAGACCCCACCCAAGUCCUUCGUCCACUAUGAAAACCCUACAGGCUCAAGGGCUGUGGGAGAUGAGAAGAUAAAGGCUGCCAAAAAAAGGAGGCAAAAAACCAAGCCAAAAUCUAGGUCUUGCAAAAUCAUCAUUUUUCCCUUCACCAAAGGGAACUAGAAAUGUACAAAUUCAUUGAUGGACCUCAAUGAUAUCAUAUCAGUUAGCUGAUAACCCUCAUUUUAUCUGGAGCCCUGACUUGUGGGAAUAACUGAAAUAGAUUGUGGGUAAUAUAUACCACUUGUAGAAAAGAACCUCUUGCUUACUGAAAAUAUUCCCUUUAGCCACCAAAGCUGGUCCUGGGUGAUUACAGGUGUGCAUUCAUCUCUCAAUGUCUUCAGAAAUGAUAAGGUUACAGCUUUUUUCUUUUUUU
Messenger RNA from Loxodonta africana (African savanna elephant), 9092 nucleotides. It is a transcript of the gene ABHD15, whose product is annotated as abhydrolase domain containing 15. Gene Ontology annotation, molecular function: short-chain carboxylesterase activity; monoacylglycerol lipase activity. The transcript is spliced from 2 exons. The record is from RefSeq and is a predicted model, not a curated record. NCBI's taxonomy places the organism in Eukaryota, Metazoa, Chordata, Mammalia, Proboscidea, Elephantidae. Bases 109 to 1512 code for a protein of 467 amino acids.